Sphenostylis stenocarpa is the source of this 1593-nucleotide messenger RNA. NCBI's taxonomy places the organism in Eukaryota, Viridiplantae, Streptophyta, Magnoliopsida, Fabales, Fabaceae. The record is from the annotation of a GenBank genome assembly.
AUGAAUAAUCAAGCAAAGAAUGUUGCUGCAUCAUCUUUGUUUGGUCAUUCUGGAAUGGCCACACAACCACACCACCCUAACCCCAUUCAGCAAUGGAACCAUUCAAUUUCAAACCCUUUAAUCUCUCAAUCACAGUCACAGUCACACCCUCAAACACAAUUCCCUGGUCCCUUUCAGUUUUCAGAGUCCCAAUCUCAUGUGUUUGCACAAGCUCAGCAUGCACAGGCACAAUUGCAGUCUCAUGCUUCACGUGCUCAUCCACAACCUCAAACUCAGGCCUUCGCUCACUUGCAUAGUGUAAAUACUAACGCUGCUAAUGGUACAUCAUCUCCGGCCACCGGAAGUGCUAAGCGAGCAACCCCAAAACCCCCGUUGAGGUCUCAUAAUUUGUCGAAUAUGAACCAAUCCACGCCUUUUAAGUCCAUGGAAUCUCAGCGGCAAAAGAAGCAAACACCAGAAAAAGGGGCCAUGUUUUUGCCUGAGUCUGCUCUUUAUACUCAAUUACUUGAUUUUGAGACCCAGGUGGAUACUGCUUUGGCCAGGAGAAAGUUUGAUAUACUGGAGGCUAGGCUCCCUCCCCAUGUUCAGAAAACUCUUCGUGUUUAUGUCUUCAAUACCUUCUCAAAUCAUGCCAAAAUGGAUUCUGAGAAUAGGAAGGCCGAUGAAUCUUCAUGGUCUCUCAAGAUAACUGGAAGGAUAUUGGAAGAAGGUACGGAUUCCAUGUCUGGAAUUUUGCAGAGAUCGAGUCCUUCCUACCCAAAGUUCUCUGCAUUUUUCAAGAAAAUUACCAUACAUUUGGAUCAAAGCCUGUAUCCUGAUAAUCAUGUUAUUGUCUGGGAUAGUGCUCGUUCACCUACUCAACAGGAUGGUUUUGAGGUGAAGAGGAAAGGAAAUAAAGAAUUUACUGCAAUGAUUGCAAUAGAAAUGAAUUAUACACCUGACAAGUUUAUGGUUUCAUCACAGCUGUCUAAACUUUUAGGGAUUGAGGCUGAGACUCGUCCAAGAAUAAUAGCUUCUCUUUUUAACUAUGUGAAGUCCAGGAAGCUACAGAGCCCAAAUGACCCUUCGUUCUUCAUUUGUGAUCCUUCACUACAAAGGGUGUUUGGGGAAGAGAAGAUGGGUUUCACCAUGGUUUUUCAGAAGUUAGCACAGCAUUUGUCACAACCACAGCCAAUACGUAUGGAGCACAAAAUCAAGCUUUCUGGACAUUCUCCAGUUGUAUCUGCAUGUUAUGAUAUACAGGUUGAUGUGCCUUUUCCACUGGAAAAGGACAAGUCUACAUUCUUGGCAAGCCUUGAGAGCCAAAAGGAGAUUGAAGCUUAUGAUGAGGCCAUUUGCACUUCCUUAAAGAAGAUCCAGGAGCAUCGAAGAAGACGGGCUUUUUUUCUUAGCUUUAGUCAGUCUCCAGUAGAGUUUAUUGAUACUUUGAUUACUUCUCAAAGCAAGGAUUUGAAACUUGUGGCUGGAGAUGCCAGCCGUAAUGUUGAAAAGGAACUUCGUUCUGAGUUCUACAAUCAACCAUGGGUCGAGGAUGCAGCCAUUCGUUACUUGAACCGCAAGUCUGCAGGAAGUGAUGCUCCUGGACGCAACUAA